Molecule: messenger RNA, 1923 nt
Organism: Hydra vulgaris (swiftwater hydra)
Lineage: Eukaryota; Metazoa; Cnidaria; Hydrozoa; Anthoathecata; Hydridae
Source: RefSeq, a predicted model, not a curated record
UUAAAUUCACGUUUUUAUUUUAUUCAACAAUUAUUUGGAUUAUCGGUUCUUUUGAUUUUACGAAUAGCUAAACAUUUUAUAUUUAACCUUUUUGAGAUUAGUUUACAUAAAAUCAUGGUAAAAGUUAAGAUAUUUCUUCCUGUCUUCGCGUUUUUGGUCAUUGUUGUUUUUGCAAUUAUCUUAGGUCUUGAAUUUGGGUUAAGAAAAAAAAAGAAAAUCCAUCAGAAAAAGAAUUACUAUGAAAACGGCGCCGUUGCGACAGACGCCUUAAAAUGUUCAGAGAUUGGUCGAGAUGUUCUUAUUGAAGGAGGCCACGCAGUUGAUGCUGCUAUUGCCAGUUUGUUGUGUACUGGAAUAGUUAACCUACAUUCUACUGGUAUAAGUGGUGGAGGUUUUAUGAGUGUAUACAAUCGAAAGCUUAAACAAAGUUUUGUCUACAACUACAGAGAAGCAGCACCUGGAUCACUUCGCGCUGACGCUUUUGACAAAAAUGUUACUUUGAAAAACGUAGGUGGUUUAGCCGUUGGUGUACCAGGUGAACUUCGUGGUCUCCACAAAGCACACCAAAAAUUUGGAAAAUUAAACUGGAAAAGACUUGUAACACCUUCAAUUGAGUUAGCAGAAAAAGGUUUUUCAAUGGGUAAUCAUAUGUAUAAAAAUAUGAUUGAUAUAGAAACUAAAAAAUACUUAGAAUUGGAUCCAGGAUAUAGAGAAAUUCUCAUAAACAAAAAUGGUUUGUGGAAAAAAGAAGGUGAGAUUAUUGUUCUUAAAAAAUUAGCAGAGACACUUCGCAAGGUUCGUGACGAUCCAGACGCACUUUAUACUGGUGAGCUCUCGCAAGGGUUUAUAAAUGAUGUAGUUGCACAUAAUGGAAAUAUGACGCUUAGUGAUCUAGAAUCCUAUGAAGUUAAAGAAGAAACUCCAAUUGAAAUGAAGCUUGGAAAUUACACCUUGUACACAACACCUUUACCAGGUGGAGGCACCGUGUUGCUGUCUAUUUUAAAGAUUCUAAAAGGUUUCAAUUGGACAAAAGAAGAUUUUACAACAUUUGAUAAAAAGGUUUUAAAUUACCAUCGUAUGGUGGAAGCUUUCAAGUUCAGUUACGCAACGCGACCUUUCUUAGGCGAUCCAGAUAAAAAUCCUUCAGUUAAUCGGACUGCUUUUAACAAGUUAAUUGCUGAUAUUUUGGAUGAUAAUCAUGCAGAACAAAAACGAUUAAAAAUUAAUGAUUCUGUAACACGAGAAAAUAAAUUUUACAGUAAGUUUUUUACAAACACUCAAGAUUCGGGAACUACACAUGUUUCAGUCAUUGAUAAAGAAGGAAACGCAGUUUCAGCUACUGAUACAAUAAAUUAUGCUUUUGGUGCGAAGUUUUGUUCGGUGACGUCUGGUAUUUGCUUUAACAACGAACUCGCUGAUUUCUUUAUUAAAUCCAAUGUUAUUGAGAAUUAUCCAACUACAGCAGCAAAUUUUCCCGGACCAGGUAAACGUCCUUUAUCAUCAACAUGUCCGACAAUAAUUGUUAACAACGAAGGAAAUGUAGUAAUGAUAGUGGGUGGAUCUGGAGGAACUAAAAUAACACUAUCAACUGCGUGGGUCAUUAUGAAAGUUCUUUGGCUUGGUUACAGCUUGGAGGAUGCAAUCAAUGAUGUUCGGGUAUAUCACACCUUUUCGCCGAGCUAUAUCCAAUCAGAAACAACCUCAAAUUUUAAAAUACCAAUUAAUCUGAUGGAAGGUCUGAAAAAAAAAGGACAUAAAUUUAAAGAUUCAACAAGACAUUCUGUGAUUCAAGGGAUUUACGUUAAAGAUGGUAAAAUUUAUGCAAAGUCAGAUCCGAGAAAACAAGGGGAAGCUGCAGGGUAUUGAAAUGCAUUAUAGUAAAAGGAAAUUUAUAUCAAUACAUAAUAAUACUUUUUUACUUUA